Messenger RNA from Caenorhabditis auriculariae, 2396 nucleotides. Lineage: Eukaryota; Metazoa; Nematoda; Chromadorea; Rhabditida; Rhabditidae. The record is from the annotation of a GenBank genome assembly.
AUGACCUCUCCGACACCUCAACGCGAAGUCAUCUCUCCUUCCUCCAUGGUAUCGUCCCUUUUAGAUUCGAUACUUCCAAGUAUGGAUGAGCUUAUUCAUGUAGGCGGGGGUCAAUUCUUGCUUCGAAAGAAAGGCCCUCCCGGUUACGAAUGUCAGCAAAAAGUUAUACUCUUACGAAGGUCAUUUUCUUGACCUCGGUAACAAAAACCGGACGUUUCUGAGCAAUUCCAAGGACCACUUAAGAUAGCUGAAGCUAUUAGAGUGGUUCCUAAAAACGUCCGAUUCGCGUCCGUUUUACUUAUCGUUAAAAUAAUCUAACUCGAACCGGAGACUCAAAAAAGUCUUUUCAAAAAGAAUCAAGAAAAGUAACAGUAAUUUUCUAAUGCAUGUUUGAAAAAGGAAAGAGCGUUUUCAAAGUUAUCUUUGAGUUUAAAAAAAUCUUGUCUCAAUUCUUAGGAACGAAACAAAUAUGCUUAAAAAGUUGAUGAAAUCUUUCUUAGGGGAUAAAUUCUACGGGAAAAAAAGACAACAAGUUUUUGAUUGGAGUGUUUUUAUAAAGGAAUAAAUUUUGCAAAUUCAUUCUCAGAACCGCAAGAGAGCCUGUGUCAUGUGCCAGACGCUUGUCUCCUGGACCUACGUCACGUCUUUCACCAAAAAUGCUUUGAAAAGGUUCAACUCACUGAUAAUAAUCUUAAAGGAGGUUUUUCAGAGAAGACUGGAUCAAGUCGCUGACCAACGACGACGCCGAGAAGUCGGCAACUUUAACCGCGACUCUUGAAAAAGGAGGACGAAAGUAAGAAUUCGAUUCGUUUGAAAAGAAUGAACUGAAACAUUUUCAGGUACAUUUGCAUGGAUCAUUUCGAGGCGAAUCAGUUAGACAAAAACGAGGAUGGCAGCGUCGAAAUGACUCGCACCGCGAUUCCUUGUUAUUAUGUAAGUUCCACCUUAGGAUAGAACGCACUUGAAAUAGCUGUAAUGCGGCUGCAUCAGACCCAAAACGACUUGCGCGCGUACAAAUGAGAGAGUAUCAGAGCUAGAUAUGGUCUGCUCAGAUUUUGAAUCUCAAGCUCGAUAGCAUCAUUCAAAGUUCCUCUUUGGAGCGCUCGCUCUCUGAUUGGCCUUUAGGGGUCUUUAGGGGCAGAGCUUGAGGGAUGAUUUGACAUAAAAACUUAAAACAGACUAAUUUUUGAAACAUUCGACUUGAUACCGUGGUAUUUCGAACCGCGACAAAUAAAGUUUAUCAAUCAUUUUUAUUUUUCAGGACCCUGAGACUUUUACCAAAAAAAUCGGCACAAAGCACGAACACAUCGAUCUCGUAACUAUCGCCGAAACCACAACAAAGAGGCAUGUUUAAUAAUAUUUUUUUAAAAUAAUCACUGCCAAAGUUUCUUAACAUGAAUUUUUUUUGGGUAAAAAUUUGGUAUAUUCUUCACUUGUUCUAACUUUUUGCUACUAAAGUUUGGAAAAUAUAUUUCAAGCAAGAUACUCAGAAGACCGUGUCAUUUUUUGCUCGAUCUUUGAAAAUAAUAUAACCCCUCUCUAACUUUGUCGGGAACUCUUUCAUAAAAAGAAUUCUUUCAGCUUCAGGAUGUCGAAAAGCCAACAAAAAAACGUUUGGUCGAUGAAGACGAAAAGGUAGUAGAACGGCAAAAUGAAGAGAUUUUAGAAUCUUGAUUAUAGGAAGCGAUCGACGAGAACAGCGCUCCAGCGAGUCCAAAACGUCCGAAACUCGUUUUCAGCACAAAGAACAAUGAUUCGACGUUUUAUUGGGAUCAGGCGAUGCCGGCGCUUGACCGCAUGGAUUUCGAACUUGUGGGUUUCAUUUUUGUUCUAUUUUUUUUUCUCGCUAAAAACAUAUGUUUAGUAGAAGAUGGUGUUCGAGAUGGUGAUAGGAUCAUGUGAAGCUUUGAAACCAAAAUAAUUUGUAAAUUGCUCUAUGACCAAACAGGAACUGUCAAUUUUCGAUUUUUUUUUUCUCGAUUUCAAACAUUUUCUUUUUCUAUCAUAGUCUUCUCCGUCAUGUUUUUUUUUUUACUUUUUAAAAUUAUUUCUAAACUAGUUUUUUUCAUAGAAAACUCAGACUUCUGUAUUUAAAGUAGAAAUUUGAAAAUGCUUUACAAUAUGGCCGAAGUUGUCUUUUAUCAAAAGUUAUAUUUUAUCGACCAGAAACUCCUUCAAGUGGUCUCUUAUAAGAACCACACAUGCAGGGAAGCUUGGAAAAGGGUCUGGCGGCAAGCGAUUCCGAUUCGGAGCCCAGCUCCUCGCCGGUGAAUCUCUUGGAAACCGUUUCGGACCAGGAUGUCGAAGCCGAACGACCUGCGAGCACCUUGGAUCUGCUGCUCAGUUCCAUCGAUCAGAUGAUCAGCGGUCUCGCUUCCGCCUCCGCUCGUCGUUGA